Messenger RNA from Acanthocheilonema viteae, 2242 nucleotides. NCBI's taxonomy places the organism in Eukaryota, Metazoa, Nematoda, Chromadorea, Rhabditida, Onchocercidae. The record is from the annotation of a GenBank genome assembly.
ACGAUAUCGAUUAGAAGCUGAAUUAGCUGCAAUGUCAUGGAAAAUUCGUUGGGAGGAUUUGGAUGGUGACGAAAUGAAGAAGGAUAAGAAGAAAAGUAGACGAAUGCGACGAUUGCACGGUUUUAGUUUUGAAUCGGAAGCAUUACUUCGAUCGUAUAGUCGAGCAUCAAAUGGCAGCGAAAAUUUGGAUGAGGAUGAACGGGAAUUCAGUAUUGGUCGCUUUAGACUGCGAAGUACCAGUUCCAAUGCAACUCGUAAAUUUUCGGCUUUAAUUGAUCGAAAGCUAAGCUUAUUUACACGAAAGAAAAAUUCAACUCAACAAAAUUCCACACAUAUGGUUCAAAAUCAUAUUAGCAAGGAUUUUGAACAUAAAAUGGAUACGCUUUCACGUUCCGGACCGUAUUUGACAAUUAGCGAAGGUGUGGAAACUGCGGAUUACGAUACGGAAAGUGGCCGGAUACCAUCAUUACUCUCUUCCGUUUCCAAUCCGAAACAAAAAUCACCCAAUGAAGAUGAUUUCGAUUUACACGCUAAGAAAAGUCUUUCGUUACGUAAUCGGAAAUUAUCAUUUGCUGGAUUUAGCACUGCGAGUGGAGGUUCAGUGGAAACAAUACAAAUGCAAAAUAAUGCACAAAUAUAUACGAAAACUGCUAAUUAUAAGGGUACAAUAGUUGCAGUUAAGAAUUUGAAUAUCGAUCCAAAGAAGUAUCCAAAGCUAGAUUUGACUCGUUCUAUGUUGAUGGAAUUUAAGCGAAUUAAAGAUCUACAACAUGAUCAUAUUACCAGAUUUACCGGAGCCUGUGUUGACUGUCCGCAUUAUUGUCUGGUACAAGAGUACUGUCCUAAAGGAUCACUGGAAGAUAUUUUAGAAAAUGAAAAAAUUGAACUGGACAAAAUGAUGAAGUAUUCAUUGUUGCAUGAUUUAGUUAAGGGUAUGUAUUUUCUUCACAAUACAUUUGUUGGUUCACAUGGUAAAUUGAAAUCAUCGAAUUGUGUUGUGGAUAGUAGAUUUGUACUCAAAGUUACCGAUUUCGGUUUUCAUGAAUUGCAUGCUAUGGAGGAUGAAAGUACCGAAGAAAUUGGCGAGCAUGCAUUUUACAAAAGGAAAUUAUGGACAGCACCAGAAAUAUUACGUAAUCCAAAUGCAUAUCGACCGAAUGGUACAAAAGCGGGUGAUUCAUAUAGUUUUGCCAUAAUAUUGCAUGAAAUGUUAUUUCGAAAAGGUGCCUUCUAUAUGGCUGAUGAACCUUCACCUAAAGAAAUUUGUGAACGUGUCCGAAGAGUGCCAGCAAUUUAUGAGGAAUUGUGUAGGCCGGAAAUACCUGAAAGUGCCUUAAUCGAUGGUCAAAUUGAACCGAAUCUGAUCAAUUUGAUGAUCAGUUGCUGGGCUGAAGAAUUUCAAGAACGUCCUGAUUUUUCUGUUAUUCGCAAAGUGGUUCGCUCAUUGAAUAAAAGUAAUGAGACAUCUAAUGUAGUGGAUAAUUUGCUAAAACGUAUGGAACAAUAUGCGAAUAAUCUGGAAGGUUUGGUAGAAGAACGAACACAAGAAUAUCUUGCCGAGAAGCAAAAAGUUGAAGAUCUCUUACAUCAACUAUUGCCACGUAGUGUUGCUGAUCAGUUGAUAAGUGGACGCGCUGUACAAGCGGAAGCAUUCGAAAGUGUUACUAUCUAUUUUUCCGAUAUUGUUGGCUUUACAGCACUGUCAUCAAUGUCAACACCGAUGCAGGUAGUAACUUUAUUGAACGAUUUAUAUAUGGCAUUCGAUGGUGUUGUGGAUAAUUUUAAAGUAUAUAAAGUGGAGACGAUUGGAGAUGCAUAUAUGGUAGUAUCUGGUCUACCUGAACGACACAAUCAUCAUGCUUCACAAAUUGCUCAAAUGUCAUUAGCACUGUUGCAUAAGGUCAAAAAUUUCGUGAUCAGGCAUCGACCUAACGAGCAACUGAGACUACGUAUUGGAAUUCAUUCUGGACCAGUAGUUGCUGGAGUGGUAGGCUGUAAAAUGCCACGGUACUGUUUAUUUGGUGAUACAGUAAAUACGAGUAGUCGAAUGGAAAGCACUGGCCUGCCACUUCGAAUUCACGUGAGUAGUCAGACAAAAGCUAUCUUGGACAAGGAGGAUCCGGGAUUUAAUUUGGUGCUUCGCGGUGAGGUGGAAAUGAAGGGUAAAGGAAAGCAGAUAACUUAUUGGCUUAAAGGCUACAAUGACAUACGUAUUCCUGAUUUUGGACCGGAAUUUCAAUAG